GUACGUAGCCGUUUGUGCCUCGAAGUGCUAAUCACUAUUGUUUGAACGUUUUUACGUACACUUGGAUUAGAAGAAAAACAGUGGAGACCGAGCCAUAGGUCAAAUGUUUUCGGUAAGUCCGUUAGACCGCGAUCGUUUCUACUUUCGUUUGUUACUCAUACACAGUCGGGGUUGUGUGUCGUUCGCCGACGUUAAGACUGUUGACGGCGUGUUUCAUCUCACUUACGAAGCAGCCACGACGACACUGGGGUUGCUCGAAGACGGGGCCUGCCAACAUGACAUUCCGCGCAGGUUCAGGCCCUCUUCACGAUCAUCUGCGUCUAUUGUUUGCCGACCGAUCUGCUGGAACUUUACAACGGUGUCAAGGAACACCUGAUGGCGUAACCGGCCGGAAGGCGCUGCUAGGGCGGCGUGUCUCAACAUCAUAAAUCAACUACUCGGAACCUACGGUAAAUCGCUAGUUGAUUUUGGUUUGCCAGUUCCAGACGUGAUCGAAGAACCUCCAGACGCGGUAUAUGACGCUAUUGAUAAAUCGGAGUGAGGUGAUUCAUUACUCCAGCAGCUCAACGUCGAUCAGAGGGCUGUGUACGAUCGCGUGAUGGCCGCAGUGUUGGACCCCCGUCCGAGCACCAAGGUCUUUGUCAACGGUGGAACUGGAAAGACAAUGCUUUAUUCCUGUGUCAUGUCUGUGUUGUGCGGCUAAAACAUGAAUGUGCUGGCGGUGGCGUUCACCGAAAUCGCAGCUGCUCUGUUGGACUGCGGAAGGACUGUGCACUUCACCUUCGGUUUGCCUUUUGGAGUGCUCACGCUCAAGUCCACUUCUACCAUCAAAUUUCAGUCUAAAAAUUCUCAAAAGAGUUUGCAGCGUGGAUGGAGAAUUAUAAUCUCAAUAGGUGAUAUUGAGUAACGGUAAUGUUGACAGAUAAGGCUACGACAAGAACGCAAUACAAGUGUACCUCAGAUUUCUGUGUCAAAUUCCAUUGGCAGAUUUUGUGUUUCCGCAAAUUAUGAACUUGCACAACGUCAAUGAUUACGUAAACAAGGUCAUUUUGUGUUCCACCAACAAGUGUGUCGUCAGAUGAACAAAGGCAUUCUCCACAAUCGUCACGUGGGUGAAAUCAGGCAUUAUCUCAGCACGGACACCAUAGAGUGCGAAGACCCCGAGGAUGCCGCAGACUUCCCAAUAGAGUAUUCACUUACUGUACUCCACGGGACUCUAUCUUCAUGACCUGGUUCUUAAGAGUUAAGCAGCUCAACGCUACUGAGCAUGACGACAACAUCAUUAUUCCUAGGAUUCCGCUGAUCACUACCGAAGCUGACGGUUUACCCUUCAAGUUGCGGCGAAUUAUGUUUCCUGUUUCAUUGGCUUUUUCAGUGACCAUCGACAAGUCUCAUGGACAGACUUUUGACUGCGUUGGAAUAUACCUGCUUUCUCUAGUGUUCAGCUACGGACAAUUGUAUGUGGCAUUCUCCAGGGUGAAAUUGCUGAAUCUGUUAAGGUAUAUAUACCAACCAACGCCAAUGGAGUUACAAAGAAUAUGGUAUUCUGUGAGGUUCUUUAAAUAUUUAUUUUACAUUAUGUUUAUAAAACUUAUAUUUUUAUAUGUAUUCCUCUUCUGUAAACUUUUGGUAAUAAGUAUUUAUAUGCUCUGAUUAUGAGAACUUUCUUCCGCACUCAA
Molecule: messenger RNA, 1679 nt
Organism: Sipha flava (yellow sugarcane aphid)
Lineage: Eukaryota; Metazoa; Arthropoda; Insecta; Hemiptera; Aphididae
Exons: 2
Coding region: 1225-1653 (142 amino acids)
Source: RefSeq, a predicted model, not a curated record